Messenger RNA from Lathyrus oleraceus (garden pea), 2088 nucleotides. RefSeq lists its product as uncharacterized. Gene Ontology annotation, biological process: DNA repair; telomere maintenance. NCBI's taxonomy places the organism in Eukaryota, Viridiplantae, Streptophyta, Magnoliopsida, Fabales, Fabaceae. Gene Ontology annotation, molecular function: DNA helicase activity. Bases 1 to 2088 code for a protein of 695 amino acids. The transcript has 5 exons. The record is from RefSeq and is a predicted model, not a curated record.
AUGUCAUGUCGAGCAUAUUACAGUUGCAUGCUUCAGAUUCGCCCAAAUGAUCAAUCAAUGUUGUUAAAUGCGGGUCGACUGUUGCAACAAUAUGUUGUAGACAAUUAUGUCAAAAUUGAAUCAGGGAGAUUAAGGUGGAUUAAAGAGCACCAAAGUGAUAUACGUUCUGAAUUGUAUCAAGGUUUACAUGAUGCUUUGCAUGUUGGUGAAACUAAUGCAGAGAACAUUGGAAAAAGAACAAUAUUGCCAUCAUCAUUUAUUGGCGGUCGUCGAGACAUGACACAACGUUAUGAAGAUGACAUGGCUAUUGUUCUUAAUGGCGGUAAACCAGAUACUUUUCUAACAAUGACAUGUAAUCCUUCUUGGAGUGAGAUAACAUCAGAAAUUUUGCCUUUUCAAACACCACAAGAUCGUCCAGAUUUUCUAACAAGAAUAUGUUGUUCGAAAUUCAAGAAAUUGAAGGAUGAUGACAUUAAUAAAGGAGUCUUGGGUAAAGUUAAAAGCUACAUGUAUGUCACUGAAUUUCAAAAGCGAGGACUGCCGUAUGUGCAUAUGUUGUUGGUCUUAGAAAGUAACAACAAGUUACGUGACCCAAAAGAUUAUGAUAGUAUGGUAAGAGCAGAAAUACCUAAAUUAGAAUGUGAACCACAGUUGCAUGAAGCUGUUGCAAGACAUAUGAUCCACAGACCUUACGACAUAAUCAACCAAAAGUCUCCAUGUAUGAAAGACGGACAUUGUAAAAAAAGGUAUCCCAAACAAUUCUUGGAUGAAACACGUCAAGGCACUGACUCAUAUCCCGAGUAUAUGAGAAGGUUUGAUGAGUCUGUAUCGUUAGAGAUUUAUAGUAGCAUUAAAAGUAUCAAGUAUCUAUACAAAUAUGUGUAUAAUGGCCCUGAUCGUGUGGCUAUGGAGAUUCAUAAAGGAUCAUACAUGGAUGAAGUUCAGCAAUAUGUUGAUGCAAGAUGGAUUUGUGCUCCCGAGGCAUUAUGGAAAAUAUUUCGAUUCACUCUUUACCGAUUAUAUCCUUCGGUUGAAAGAUUACAAAUCCACUUGCCGAACCGCCAUCAAGUGCGCUUUUAUGAUCAUCAGCAAAUUGCAGAUGUGUUAAAUAAUGAACGUAACUCCAAAACAAUGCUCACACAAUUCUUUGCAUUGAAUCUACGAGAUCCACAAGCAAGAAAGUAUAUGUAUAGAGAGAUUCCAGAGCAUUAUUGUUGGAACAAGCCGGAUAUGGAAUGGCAUCAUAGAUGGUCAACAAGAAAAAUUAUCGGGAGAAUCUAUACGGAAUAUCUUCUUACAAAUAAUGGCACAACUUUCAAUACAUUCAAAAAAUCAGCCGAGGAUAGGGGAUUUCUAGAGAUUGAUCAUAAUAUUCGUGAUUGUUUGGUUGAGGUUACGAGUCUCCGAAUGCCAUAUGCUUUACGAAGGUUAUUCGUGGAGAUUUUAAUAUUUUGUGAACUUAUUGAUGUUAUAGGCCUUUGGAAUGAGUUUUUUACACAUAUGGUAGAGGAUUAUCAAACAACUAACAAUGUUGUGGAAUCAGACUUAACUAAUAUGUUGUUGAAGGACUUGAAUGAACUCUUAAACCUGCACGGUAAAAAAAUUGAAGAUUAUGAUCUCCCAUCUUUACCUCCUAAUACAAUAGACAGAGGUGAAAUUCCAAGUAUCAUACAAGAGGAGUUAGCGGUUAAUAUCCCCAAUGAAGAUAUUGAAUAUGUUGCUAAGUUAAAUAAUGAUCAAGUGUUUGCAUUCAACACCAUUAUGAAUGUAAUUGUUCAAAAACACAGUGGGGUAUUUUUUGUUGAUGGUCCAGGAGGAACAGGUAAAACAUUCCUUUAUAGAACAUUAAUGGCAAGUUUAAGAAGUAGAGGAGAAAUUCUAUUAGCAACUACAUCAUUUGGUAUAGCUGCAACAUUAUUACUCGGUGGUAGGCCUGCACACUCUCAAUUUAAGAUACCUAUUGAUAUACAACCGAGUUCCAUUUGUGGUAUUCAAAAUAAAAAAGAUCUUGUAAAUCUCAUUAGAGUUGCUGCCGUAAUAAUUUGGGAUGAAGCACCAAUGACAAAAAAAAUUGUUUGGAAGCCUUAG